This is a messenger RNA of Phalacrocorax carbo (great cormorant), 7072 nucleotides long. The record is from RefSeq and is a predicted model, not a curated record. NCBI's taxonomy places the organism in Eukaryota, Metazoa, Chordata, Aves, Suliformes, Phalacrocoracidae.
UAUGUCUCUGUCCAUCCAGGCUCCUGACGUUCAAGUUCGCAGGGACGUCACGUCCGCACUUGAACUUGCAGCUCAGGGGGGCUUUUGCCAUUUUUUUCAUCUCUCUCUCUCUCUCCUUCUCUCUCUCCCUCUCUCUCCCUCUCCCUCUCUCUCUCUUUUUUUUUCCUUGCACAAAAAAAAAAAAAGCCAUGACUGCUAUCCCACAAUUCAUCUUCCCUGCGCCAUCUUUGUAUUAUUUCUAAUUUAUUUUGGAUGUCAAAAGACAUUGAUGAAGAUAUUUUCUCUGGAGUCUCCUUCCUCUCUAACCCGUCUCUCCCGAUGUGAACCGAGCGACUCACAAGCCACCGAAGCCACCAACCCACCAUGUCGCGCCGCAAGCAAGGCAAACCCCAGCACUUAAGCAAACGGGAAUUUUCACCCGAACCUCUUGAAGCCAUUCUCACUGAUGAUGAACCUGAACAUGGCACAUUGGGAGCUCCGGAAGGGGACCACGACCUCCUCACUUGUGGCCAGUGUCAGAUGAACUUCCCGUUGGGGGACAUUCUUAUUUUUAUUGAGCACAAACGGAAACAAUGCAAUGGCAGUCUCUGCUUAGAGAAGGCUGUGGAUAAGCCACCUUCACCCUCACCAAGUGAGCUGAAAAAAGCAUCCAAUCCUGUGGAGGUUGGCAUCCAGGUUACGCCAGAGGAUGACGAUUGUUUAUCAACGUCAUCUAGAGGAAUUUGCCCUAAACAGGAACAUAUAGCAGGUAAAGAUGAGCCCAGCAGCUACACAUGUACGACUUGUAAACAGCCUUUCAACAGCGCCUGGUUCCUCUUGCAGCAUGCACAGAACACACACGGCUUACGGAUCUACCUAGAAAGCGAGCACGGCAGCCCCCUGACACCACGGGUUGGUAUCCCAACAGGACUAGGUGCAGAGUGCCCUUCCCAGCCACCUCUCCACGGGAUUCACAUUGCAGACAAUAACCCUUUUAACCUGCUCAGAAUACCCAGCUCAGUCUCGAGGGAGGCAUCGGGGCUGGGAGAAGGGCGUUUCCCACCCACACCGCCCCUCUUUAGCCCUCCCCCGAGGCACCAUUUGGAUCCGCAUCGCAUUGAGCGCCUGGGUGCGGAAGAAAUGGCUCUGGCCACCCAUCACCCUAGUGCCUUUGACAGGGUGCUGCGACUGAACCCCAUGGCGAUGGAGCCCCCCGCUAUGGAUUUCUCCCGGAGGCUCCGGGAGCUGGCCGGCAACACCUCCAGCCCGCCUUUGUCCCCGAGCCGGCCCAGCCCUAUGCAAAGGUUGCUGCAGCCCUUCCAGCCCAGCAGCAAGCCCCCGUUCCUGGCCACGCCACCCCUUCCUCCUCUGCAGUCAGCUCCUCCUCCCUCCCAGCCACCCAUGAAGUCCAAGUCCUGCGAGUUCUGUGGGAAGACUUUCAAGUUUCAGAGCAACCUGGUAGUCCACCGCCGGAGCCACACUGGGGAGAAGCCCUACAAGUGCAACCUCUGCGACCAUGCCUGCACGCAGGCCAGCAAGCUGAAGCGCCACAUGAAGACCCACAUGCACAAGUCCUCCCCCAUGACGGUGAAGUCGGAUGACGGGCUCUCCACCGCCAGCUCCCCUGAGCCAGGCACCAGCGAUCUGGUGGGCAGCGCAAGCAGUGCCCUCAAGUCUGUGGUGGCCAAGUUCAAGAGCGAGAAUGACCCCAACAUGAUCCCUGAGAAUGGGGAUGAGGAAGAGGAGGAAGAGGAGGAGGAGGAGGAGGAGGAGGAGGAGGAAGAGGAGGAGGACUUGAAUGAGAGUGACAGGCCGGACUACGGCUUUGGGAUGAGCCUGGAGGCGGCCCGCCACCAUGAGAAUAACUCGCGGGCUGGCGAGGAGGGCCGGUCGAUGCCAGAUGUCAUGCAGGGCAUGGUCCUGAGCUCCAUGCAGCACUUCAGUGAGGCCUUCCACCAGGUCCUGGGGGAGAAACACAAGCGGGGCCACCUCCCCGAGCCCGAGGUGCACAGGGACACUUGCGAUGAAGACUCGGUGGCUGGCGAGUCUGACCGCAUUGAUGAGGGGGCAGUCAACGGCCGGGGCUGCUCCCCGGGGGAGUCUGCCUCGGGAGGCCUGUCCAAAAAGCUGCUGCUGGGUAGCCCCAGCUCCCUGAGCCCCUUCUCCAAACGCAUCAAGCUGGAGAAGGAGUUCGACCUGCCAGCUGCCGCCAUGCCCAACACCGAGAACGUUUACUCCCAGUGGCUGGCGGGCUAUGCCGCCUCCCGGCAGCUGAAGGACCCCUUCCUCAGCUUUGGCGACUCCCGACAAUCGCCCUUCGCCUCCUCCUCUGAGCACUCCUCGGAGAACGGCAGCCUGCGCUUCUCCACGCCGCCGGGCGAGCUGGAUGGAGGGAUCUCAGGCCGCAGCGGCACGGGAAGCGGAGGGAGCACCCCCCAUAUUAGUGGCCCGGGCCCUGGCAGGCCCAGCUCAAAAGAGGGCAGACGCAGCGACACUUGUGAGUACUGUGGGAAGGUCUUCAAGAACUGUAGUAAUCUCACCGUCCACAGACGGAGCCACACGGGCGAGAGGCCGUAUAAGUGUGAGCUUUGCAACUACGCCUGCGCCCAGAGUAGCAAGCUCACCCGGCACAUGAAAACACACGGGCAGGUUCGGCGUACCCCCCCAGCUGGCGCAGCGCCCAGGGAACCCCGGACGUCUGGCAGUUUUCGGAUGGAAGUUCAAGAGCACUUAAAUUCUGAAAGAAGGUGAAGCUGGGGCGAGUGGCCGGCGGCAUCUUGGCGUCUGGAGGUGGCCUCUGUCCUGCUGGCUCGCCGCAUCCCCGGGAGAGCCUGAGAUGUCACCUGCUGAAGGCAGCACUCCCUGGGCUCCUCCUGCCUGCAAGACUAUCGUAUUUAUAUUUUGUAAUAGAGUACAACACUUCUUUGGGUUUUUUUUUUUGUUUAUUUCUUUUUUAUUUUCUAAAAACAAAAAAAAGAGCAAACCCACCCACCAAGGUCAAGGGUUUAUUGAUGGCUUCGACCGGCUCCUUUCCCUGUGAAAAAAGACUGUCUUGCUCUCAUGGACAACCUGGCCUGUUGGUUAUCUCCAUGACGUGCCAUUUCUCUGAAGGUGCAUCUGAUGUGACAAAUUAAAAACAAAACAAAACACAGUGUAGGUCUGUGGGCGGGUGGGAAAUUGCCAUAAUAAAUGUUGGAGCUUUAGGUUUUGUUUGCUCUGUCUUUAAUUUUUAAUGCUAACAAGGGCCAGACGGCUGGUAUGACUUUGUAUUACUGUAUUGGCUGCAGAAAACCGAGUGCCGAGUUUACAAAGAGAAAGCCAGGGCUGAUGUCCAUGCGAGAGGCUGCAUGGCCCCGGCAGACAGACGUUUCCCGCAGAGCUAGAGCAGGUUUUGGGCUUAUGGCUGUGGCACCCCAAGUUGGGGCGAACCCCCGUUGGCGUUCAGUGAUGCUGAAGUGGGGGGUCUCCCUGCUCUCCUCCAUUGCCCGCCUCCUCUUGAUGAAUGCAGCUGUUCUAUUAACAUUUCUGCUGUUAAACUACGUACUUUUGGAGCUGGUGGGAUCUGUAACAUCCCUUAAUGUCCAUCCAAGGGAAAGUGAGGCCAGCUGGCAUGUUUUGGGAGGUGCUGUCAAUACCAGGGGAUGCAGGGCUCUGUCCUGAGCCGGGGUACCAGGGGGAGGUUGGUGUUCUGGUGUCUCCAGCCCUUGCACAGCUUUCCUGAUUGCCAGUGACACUUGUCCCUUGCUUAGAGCUGAGCACCCACCCAAGGAGUUUGCUAGUUUGGGGCCCAAGAGCUUUGCUGAACAGAAGAUGGGUUACAUGCGUGCUUGUGUGCUGUCUCCGAUUGGAUUUAUAGGCUGUAGCUACUCAUGCCUGUGCUGGCGAGCAGGAAUGGACCUUAUUUGGUGAAAGAAACCAGCUGGGUGGUGAGCAGAGUCACUGGCCGGCCACAUCAGGCUGCCAGGACAGCCGCUGGUGGUCACAGUGGGACGGCGCCAAGCCAUGGGGCAGGGCCAGAUGAUUUAUUUGCUUCAUGUAUUAGCUUCAUUCUCACUUCUGGUUUUAUUAAUUUCCUUUCUUAAAAUCUGAGCGAGACACUCAGCCACGGUGACUCUUCCCUGGCGAAACAGCCACAGGGGAACCAACGUUGCCUUUUCAGUGGGUGGUGGUUGCUCUUUUCUUUUUCAAAAACGCAGGCUGUAGUUCCCAUGUCGGCCAGGGCAUAGCACAAGCACAGACACUUUUGUACCUUAGAGCUCAGCAAGGGGCUGGGGCAGGCAGCAUAAGCACGUCCACACAAGGGGGAGGUCAAGCCAGGAGCUCAGGGGGACUGGUGCAUAGGCAUGGGUUGACCCAAAGGGAGCCAUGCCUGCUUUUUUAAAGGAAAUUUGGUCUUUGAAGUCCAAAUAUCCAAGUAUGCACACACCCUAAGUUUUUUUGUAUCAUCAGGAGAUGUUUUUAAACGGUUCUUCCUAUCCCAGCCUGUGCUACUACCUUUGUGUCUGCUUAUAAGGGGUUUUUUGAGCCUUGGAAGGGUGAAUCCUGUUGCAUUAUGCAGUCUAUUGAUUGCAAACACACCUUUGGUAAGGAGUUAGCAGCUCCCACAAGCUGCUGGCUCCCUCACUCCUGCCCUGGGGUAUCUCUGCACCAGGCAGCUGCAUCAGAUCAGGGCUAACACAGUUAUUAAUUGCAAAGGGGGUUGCUCUGCUCUCUCCUCCAAACCAGGAAUCACCUGGUACAUAUCUACAGCAGGCCUGUAAUGCUUAUAAUGAAGGGCAGCUGGGAAGCUGCUUUAUAGGGGUUUUUCAGUGUACCAGCCAGUUCUGGGGUGUCUUUCCUCUUACUUUGUCUGAGCACAGGCAAAGCUCAGUUCAUGGAUGGCUUCUGGAGUAGCUGGUUGUACUUUUGAUGCUCUGCCUGGUGGAACAAGUAUGAUGUGUUCUGCAUUCUCCAGCUGUGGCCCAUCUCUCCUCCAGCAGCCAGUACGAGGCAGGUGUUUCUCCCAGGAAAAGCAGAAAAUAACAAAGCAGUGACAGUUAAAUGUGCUCUGCCAAGCGCAGAGAGGAAAAGUUAUACUUGUCCUUUCAUGAAGUGUGGAAGGUAAAGUGAAAUAGUCCUUAAAAUGUAUGUUUUUUUAAUACAGGUGUUAACCCCCCCCAACUCUUAGGACUUUAAAACAUCUGCAGAAUUUAUGUGUUGCCUUAAAGUUGCCAGUACAUGUAAUGACUGUGCUGAGAGCCUCUUGCAAGUGUUAGGGCUGCACUGGGGGCUCCUCUCCCUGUCUGCAGGGCCUGAUCCUACUCGCAGGCCCUAUGUAGCUCUUGCAGAGUAGCUGCACCAGCACAACUUUUUGGUGGAGCUAUGAGGGGAUUCCACUGCCUUGUGCAACCUGGGCUCCUGUGAGCUUUGAUUAGGGAUACUGUUAGGAUCUUCUUUUUGUCUGGCCAGGACUUGGCUGCUGCAAAGCUCUUUGCUGUAUCUGGGUGUGUGGAGGAUCGCCAGUGAUCGCAUUACAGUGGCUUAACAAGUUUCUGCCAAUUAACAGGAGUGGAGGGCUUCCUGCAAGGGGAGAGCUGGAAACCUGUUAGCCUCAAAGCUGGAGGUUGCUCUGUUUUCAGUGUGAGAGGGGCAAUAUUCCUGGGGAUUUUGUAUUUAAGCAUAUUCCCAAUGUGUCAGUCUGCACAUCAGAGUUUAAAAACUAAGUACAUUUGGUCUUUAUAAGAAAAAAAAAAGCCAAACAAAAAAAAACACCAAAGCUCCUGAAGGUUUGGAGUUUUUAAUAAACAAAAGAAAAGCUCCUUCUUUCCCAGUCCAUGGGGCUGAGAUGAGCAAGAUACCUGGGAAUUAACUAGCUCAGCUUUGAUUUUUUUGGGUUUAAAAAGCUGCUUUAAACUUGAAGGCAAUUUGACCGUGCUGUAUUUUAUUUCUAAGCACACUUUCAAGACACUAAAAUGCAGCAAAGGUCGAGUCUUUUGUGAAGUCUAACUUAAAUUUUGCUUUCAAAAUAGUAUAUAUUUUGGAUUCGCGGUGCAUUUGGGCCGUGGGCUUUUACAAGAUGAGAAAGCUCUCUCCAGAAGGGAUCUGAAAACUGAUCAUAAAAACCUGUGAAUGAGAUUUCAAGCAGCACUCCCAAACCCUCCAUGUUUCAUUUCAACCCCAGCUUCAUGUCUGGUCCCACUAAGUGACCUAUGGGACCAGCGGGAGCAUCGUGGUGUUGGUGGGAGGCAACGUGACUGCAGACUCUGGGGGAAGUCAGAGGGAAGCACCAUCCUUCUUGGGCUGUUGGAGGUUGUUUUACCAACUGUGCUGUUUACCCCAUGCUUUUGUUUUGCAUCUCAGUUCUUCCAUCGCUGUGUGUGUUUGAGUUGUCUGGAUGCCGGUGAAACCUGGGGUGAGCCUUUACCUGUGUAUUUUUGGUGGUGAGGUGCAGGACCUGCUGGACGUAGCUGCCUUUCCAGGGCUCCCUGCUCUGGUGUGAUAUUUCAUGUGAUCCCACUAUAAAUUAUUAUCGAAGACCAAGCUGAACAACUCCCUGAAUAACAGUGGUGCCUCAUUUGCUUCUCUUUUCAUUCUCUGCUUCCCCCCCAGUUUUUCCCAUUUCAGGCGUGAUUAGGCAUCAUCAUUGAAUUGUAUGUUGUAUCUGCUUCAAGUUGAUUAAAUCUUGUUGCACCUCCAUCCCAACAUCCCCUGAACCUCCUUUCCCCACAGAAGUCCCCCUCUUAACAUUAAUCUACAGGGGUCCAAAUAAUCAAUUAUUCCCAAGGAAAGAUGGAGUUGAAGGGGGGGAACACAACAAAACCCCCCCACCCCAAAUAUGGCCCUUAUUCCUUAAUCUCACUGGAUAGAGUUACACAUCUGGUAGAGGCUUGUUCGUUGUUGCUAUUACUUUUAUUGCGUCUUUAGCGGUGAUGAAGUUCAGAUGGCAGAACCAGUGGGCCCCAAUUUAAUUUCGUCUGGCCUCCCGUAAUGAGCACGAUGUGAUCCCCGGGAAGCACUGGCUUGGCCGCAGCUCCAGCAGGCAGGCGCUUGCGUGCCGUGGUGAUGGGCAGAGGUGGUGCGGACAGACAGCUGGACAGGCAAAACCCCAUGGCAA